AGGCCCAUUUUUUCCGCCGCGUGGCAAGUCCCGCCUUCCCUUUUUCACCGCCCAAGUCCUCUCUCACCGAUCACCGACGCAAAGCACUCUCUCGCACUACCAGAGACCACGCCGCCGGAAUCCAUGGCGGAAGCUCCGACCGAUCUCGCUCCGAUCCUAGAAGCGGCGUCCGACUUCGCUUCCUACCCCGGGUUGCAAAACGAUGCUUCAGCUAAAGAGUUCCUUGAUCGCUUUCCUCUCCCACUUCUCUUCAGUAUAUUGCAAACCAAGGCUGAUGUAUCCAGAGUUGAAGGUACUAUAGUUGCUUGCUUGGAGAGACUAUUCAAGACAAAAUUUGGCGCCUCUCUGAUCCCUCAUUAUAUUGCAUUUGUUCAAGCUGGACUUCAGGCAAAAUCUCAGGCCAUUCAAUGCUUGGCUUGUAAAGCUGUGCAUUAUAUGCUAGUAAAUGCUGAAGGCGAAGGACAUGUCAAAAUAAUCUUGACAAGCAACACUUAUCCACUUCUUCUAAAUUGCUUUCUUGAAGGCGAUGAACUAACUUCAGCAGCAUCUUUGGAAGCUAUUAAUAGUAUUGCUCAGACUCCUGAAGGAAUUAAAAUCAUCUUUCCUCAUGGAAGUGAAGAGUCUGUCCAGCUUAAAGUUGUAGCUGCCCAUUGCUCUUCCCUGGCUAGGAUUCGGAUUUUGUCUCUUGCAUCCAAGUUGUUCUCUAUAUCUAGCCUAGCUGCAACGGCAGUUUAUGAUUCAAAUUUGCUUAGCCUGUUUGAGGACCAAAUCAAUCAGCAGGAUGAUAUGCUCAUGACGUUGAGUGCCCUGGAGCUCUUAUAUGAGUUGGUGGAAUCUCCUCACAGUGCUAGAUUCUUAUUAAAAACUACUUUGCUUCAACUCUUGACUGGUCUGAUAAGCAAUGCGUCUGUGGCUUCCAUUAUAAGAGCAAGAGCAUUUAUGAUAAGCGGAAGGCUUCUUUCUAGAGCUGAUGUAUAUACAACUAUUGAUGAAUCAAGAGUUGCUGCUCUUAUUUUGGGCAUUAAUGAAAGAUUGGAACUGGUAGAUGAUCUUGAUCUAAAUGAAUGUGAGAGUAUCCUUGAAGCUUUAGGUCUUAUUGGAACAUCACAACAAGGAGCUGCAUUGCUGCUGACAAGUCCAUCUAAUGUGGCUAGACAUGUCAUAGAAGCAGCCUUUGAUCAGCAUGGAAGAGGCAAACAAUUGGCUGGUUUACAUGCUCUUGGGAACAUUUGUGGUGUUGAACGAUCAGCAGAUAGUGUGCUACUGAAUGACAAUGCGGAGGAAUACCUUAAACGCAUGAUCUAUGCGACUGCGGCUGAGACCCCAAAACUGACACCAUCUGGAUUAUUUCUUUCUGUGUUGCAACAAGAACCUGAGACACGUUUAGCUGCUUAUAGAGCAAUGUCUGGACUGGUAGCCCGUCCAUGGUGUUUGAUGGAGAUAUGCUCAAAGCAGGAAAUUAUAACAAUAGUGACAGAUGCAAGCCUGGAGACCUCCAAGGAUGGCAUGGACGUGCGGUAUCAAUGUUGCGUGGCUAUCAACAAAGCUUUGUCGGCAUCGAAUAUGUCUCCGGCCACAGGAAUUAUUGAAAAGUUGCAGGAAGCUGUGAGAAGAGGCCCAUAUCUCACCAAAACACGCGUGGAACCUCAGCCAGUUGUCAUGACCGCCGAGAGAUUCUGAUUUUCGACUACAGACGAGGGUCACCAAAUAUCGUUUGGAAUAUGAUUAUGCUUGAGCUUGUAGAAUCAUGCAUGCUAUUGCAGUUUCUAUGUAGGUUGCAGCUAUUUCUUGUUUACUGCCUGCCAUCAAGCAGGGUGCUGACUAUGUCAUAACUUGUUGCAUAUGAAAAAAAGAAGAAAAUAUAAACAUUCUGUGAAUAUUGAACUUUAUCACAUGAUUUCUUGUUACUUUCACA
This is a messenger RNA of Dioscorea cayenensis subsp. rotundata (Guinea yam), 1915 nucleotides long. RefSeq lists its product as uncharacterized. The record is from RefSeq and is a predicted model, not a curated record. Gene Ontology annotation, cellular component: cytosol. Bases 124 to 1680 code for a protein of 518 amino acids. NCBI's taxonomy places the organism in Eukaryota, Viridiplantae, Streptophyta, Magnoliopsida, Dioscoreales, Dioscoreaceae. The transcript is spliced from 17 exons. Gene Ontology annotation, biological process: proteasome assembly.